CUGACCCCAUAAAAAAUAGAAGGAAAUUGAGCAGCUAUUUCUUCAAAAUCCAUAGGAAAUUGAGAGGAAAAAGCAUUGCGUUUCGAUUAUCAAAAUUCAAAGGGCUUAUAGCUUUCUUCGUACGUUUCAUACGCAAUUAGCUUCAUUUUCUUCCACUGCACAAUUCAUGUUGAAUCUCUGGGGUAACAAAGGGCAACGGGCUCAGUCAAGUCCUCAAGAAGCUAAUAAUGGUUCACGGUAUUCACCUUCUGUAGUCAGCUCAUCAAGCUCUUCCCUCCCAGCAACCCCUAGUUCAAACUCUUCGGUCAGCUUUAAUGCACAGAGUCCGACAAACAGGCCAAGUUCUGUGUCCCAAGUUUCUCCUGCAGAGGGUGCUGACAUCAUUGCUGCUUUAAGAAACAAGAGUGCUAAUGAGCUAAAGAAGCUUGUUUUUGACAAGGAUGCUCGUCACAACUUCUUACUUUCACUUGAGGCUGUCAAGACUCAGAAUAAUGUCAGGGAUGAGCUUCGCAAUGCAACUGUGCAGCUUGCUAGGGAGAAUUUAGAAAAAGAACCCUGGAUAAUGGAGCUGAGAAAUCAGUGCAGGAUAAUCCGCACAACUGAACUGGCUGCUGCUCAAGAAAAGAUGCAUGAGCUGGAAAGGAGAAAAGAAGAGCUUCUAAAGUCAUAUUCUCCUGUAUCGCUUCUCCAUCAGCUACAAGACGCGAUGAAGAAAACGGAGGAGGAAUCUGAAGCCCUUCUCGGCCAGCUCCUUGGUCAAGAAAUUGAUCUUACAACAUUCGUGCAGAAGUACAAAAAACUGCAAUACAGUUACCACAAGCGUGCCCUCACACAUCUUGCUGCUAAGGCAUCUUUAGGCAACCAUAGUUAACAUCUCUUGAAGACGCGUAAUGUAAAUGUACCAUCAUGAACUACAAUAGUCCCAAUUGUUUCCUUCAUUUUCAUUUUCUUAGGUCUUUUGUAAAAUAUCAAUAUAGAUUGUGGGAGAUGGCGUAAUUCAUUUGAUUUUAUGUUGAUCUUAUAUUACUCGUA
This is a messenger RNA of Solanum lycopersicum (tomato), 1032 nucleotides long. RefSeq names its product vacuolar protein-sorting-associated protein 37 homolog 1. NCBI's taxonomy places the organism in Eukaryota, Viridiplantae, Streptophyta, Magnoliopsida, Solanales, Solanaceae. The record is from RefSeq and is a predicted model, not a curated record. Gene Ontology annotation, cellular component: ESCRT I complex. Gene Ontology annotation, biological process: ubiquitin-dependent protein catabolic process via the multivesicular body sorting pathway; protein targeting to membrane; protein targeting to vacuole.